AUGGCUCCGGAACACUACCGCCGCCCGCCUCAGGCCCCACCUGUCUUCACAGCAACCGCUCAGUCGAUCGUUGAUGAUGCUAAGCGCCUCAUCGAGACAUCGCGCAAGGCCCAAGAUGACGUCGUCGCCAAUACCAAGCCUGAGACGGCUACAUUCGACUCGGUCUUGAAGCCGCUGGUCCAUGACGAGAACAACAUGGCGCUGGAAGCUCACAUCCUCAGCUUUUACCAGGCGGUAUCGACCGAACAGGAGUUACGCGAUGCUUCGUCCAAGGCAGAGGCAGAGCUGGACGAAUUCUUCAUUGAGACAGUCAUGCGCGAGGAUGUUUUCAAGCUCGUCGAUGCCGUGCUGAACAAGAACGAAACCCUCGACCCCGAGUCCCGCCGCCUCUUGGAGAAGGAGCACAAGAGUUACAUUCGCAACGGACUGGGUCUUCCUGCGGGACCUAAGAGGGACCGCUUCAAGGAAAUCAAGAAGCGUCUGAGUCAGAUCAGCAUUGAGUUUCAGAAGAACUUGAAUGAGGAAAAUGAGGGUAUCUGGUUCACCCCCGAACAACUGGACGGUGUGCCAGAGGAUGUGCUAUCUGGUUUGAAGAAGGGUGAGGGAGAGAACGAGGGCAAGCUCUGGCUGACCUUCAAGUAUCCGGAUCUCUUCCCUACAAUGAAGUAUGCCAAGAACCCCGAGACCCGCAAGGAGGUGAUGAUUCAAAACGAGAACAAAUGUAACCAGAAUGCACCCCUGUUCCGCGAGGCUAUUAUCUUGCGCGAUGAGGCUGCCCGCCUCCUAGGAUACCCCAACCAUGCGGCGUUCCGCAUUGAGGACAAGAUGGCAAAGACCCCGAACACGGUCAACACCUUCUUGGGAGAUCUGCGGAGUCGUCUGACGGCCGGUGGCCAAAAGGAGAUCAAGAGCCUACUGGAUUUCAAGAAGAACGAUCUUGAGGCUCGUGGCGAGACUUUCGAUGGUAAAUACUACCUAUGGGAUCACCGGUUCUACGAUCGUUUGAUGCUGGAGAAGGACUACUCCCUCGACCAGCAGCUCAUUGCCGAGUAUUUCCCUCUCCAGACCACUAUUGAGGGCAUGCUGAAGAUAUUCGAGGAGCUGUUCGGUCUGGAGUUCGUGGAGAUCACCGGCGAUGACCGGGCUAAGGUCGCUCCCUCCGGCAAGGGAAGUGACAUUGUCUGGCAUGAGGAUGUGCAGAUCUUCAGUGUCUGGAACGACCAGGGUGAGGGUAGCGGGUUCGUCGGCUAUCUUUACCUGGACCUCUUCCCUCGGAGCGGUAAAUAUGGUCACGCCGCCAACUUCAACCUGCAGCCCGGGUUUAUCGACAAGGACGGUAAGCGUCGGUAUCCAGCCACCGCCCUGGUGUGCAACUUCACCAAGCCGACACCGAAGAAGCCUAGUCUGCUCAAGCACGACGAGGUCGUCACACUGUUCCAUGAGUUGGGCCACGGUAUUCAUGACCUCGUGUCCAAGACCAUUUACUCGCGAUUUCACGGAACCAAUACCGUGCGUGACUUCGUCGAGGCGCCCAGUCAGAUGUUGGAGAACUGGUGCUGGACUCCGUCACAACUCAAGUCCCUCAGCAAGCACUACGCGUCACUAUCACCUGAGUACCUCGCGGCGUGGAAGGAACAGGCCGGUGACAAGCCCCAGCCGGCCGAGCAGAUCCCAGAUGAGGUGAUUGAGAACCUGAUCCGGACGAAGCAUGUCAACGAUGCUCUGUUCAACCUGCGCCAGCUGCACUUCGGCAUCUUCGACAUGACGGUACAUGAGCCCAAGAGUCACGAGGACAUCAAGAAGCUGCCGAUCUCAGCCACCUACAACCAGUUGCGCAAGCAGAUCACCCAAAUGGACGGACCGGAGAGCUUGGGCCUGGGCGAUGAAUGGGGACACGGUGAGGCGACUUUCGGACACUUGAUCGGUGGUUAUGACGCCGGUUACUAUGGAUACUUGAGUUCCCAAGUUUACUCCACCGAUAUGUUCUACACUGUCUUCAAGGAAGACCCGAUGAACCCAACCGCCGGCCGACGCUACCGCUACCAGGUUCUGGAGAAGGGAGGCAGCCAGGAUGAGAUGACGACCUUGACGGAGUUCUUAGGCCGCGAGCCUAAGACGGAUGCAUUCUACAAGGAUAUGGGACUGGCUUAA
Molecule: messenger RNA, 2151 nt
Organism: Aspergillus alliaceus
Lineage: Eukaryota; Fungi; Ascomycota; Eurotiomycetes; Eurotiales; Aspergillaceae
Product: M3 family metallopeptidase
Exons: 2
Coding region: 1-2151 (716 amino acids)
Biological process (GO): proteolysis; peptide metabolic process
Cellular component (GO): mitochondrial intermembrane space
Molecular function (GO): metalloendopeptidase activity
Source: RefSeq, a predicted model, not a curated record